Molecule: messenger RNA, 3912 nt
Organism: Salmo salar (Atlantic salmon)
Lineage: Eukaryota; Metazoa; Chordata; Actinopteri; Salmoniformes; Salmonidae
Molecular function (GO): signaling receptor binding
Source: RefSeq, a predicted model, not a curated record
GUUAGCACCAGCAGGUAUAAAGAGGGCUACCGUCAGCUCUUAUUCUUUAGACUAGCUAUUCUACAGUGUGUCUGUGUCGGCUUUCUGUUACUGCCGGGAGGAUGUGUCGCAAUGUUAAUUUAUUUCAGUUGAAGCCACACUUCCUUUUUUUACCUUCUACCUUCUUUGUAUUUGCGCCUGAAGAGAAGUUGAACGAGACAGGCGCGAACAUGUAGCCUAGGCGAUGCGUUGAUAGUCUCAGCAUUUGUACUUGAUAAACAAUUUAAGUAAAUUGUCAUCAGAAAAACUGAAGAAAACCUGGAUGAUGUAACGUUAUGCAGUGCUAUUCUGAUAAUAAGAUACGAGUCGAGACUGGUGAGCACAGUGGGAGAAACCAGAAUUGAAACCUGCGGUGUGCCAGUGAAGGUGAGCUGUUGAGUGAAUAGGUGAGCGGUCUGAUGGAGAGCCCGUCUUCUACGACCAGGCGCCAGGCCUGGGUCCAGACCAGUCGACAGUGGCUGACCCGGAAAGAACUAGAUCCACAGGUACCAGGACCAUACAUCCACCCCUCUGCCCACCCAUCUACCCUACAACGGCCAGGAUACACCCAUCCCUCUGAUCAACACCAGUCUGCAUCAGAGGAUCACGUCUUCUCAGAUGGAUGCUCUGCAGGAAAGAUUGAGAGCUGGCUUCUGGGCUGUGGGCUGGAGACAGGCUCAGAGAACUCUAGCAAUCAUCUGACUGUUGAGUCUCUGCUGAAAGCGAACAGUUUUGAAGAUGACCUGAGUCUGGGUGCCGAGGCUACAGCAUUAAAUGUCGAAGGAGUCUCAGAACUGAGGGUGCUGCUUCCGCCACCCAAACAUCUUCACAGAGGUGGAGUCACCACCAGUACUCCCCGUCAGAGGCUGGCUCUGCCCUUACUCCACCUCGGUUACAGUUUUGCCUCCAGUGGCUUCUCUAACAGCACCAGUAAGGCAUCAAGGACAUCUCUAUCUCCCUCUAUCUCUCCAUCCCCACCACUCACCUACACACACCCCAGUGUGUCUGAGGUGCUGCAACUGUGUGCAGAGGAUGCAGAGGAGACUCUGUACGAGUUGGGGUUCGGAUGUGACGAGCCUGAGGUUACAGACCGCAUCCCCACCCGUUUCCUCAACUUCCCCUCCCAGCUUCACGGUAUCAACUUCCGCCUCUUCCUCCAGUCCCAACUGUACCGCCUCCGACAGGAGGACCCAGGACUCUCUCUGGCCAGUCGUUUCAGGCAGGUAGAGGUGCUAACAGCCAUGGCCAAUGCCUUCUACUCCCUCUACUCCCAUGUGUCCCGCAUGCCCCUUCAGAAGCUCUCCCCUCCCGACACCACCGACAAGCAGACUGGACGGCACUUCAUGGGAAGCGUUCGCAGCGAACCGAGGUCUCCAGUGAAUCGACUCAAGGACACGGUUUCUAAGAUGUGCCUGUAUACUAGCUCUGGUGGUUCCACCCAGCUAGGCUCGGGCUCUGCCUGCCACGGUCCGGGAUUUUCUUCCGGACCUGGGUCUGGGUUGUCCCCCAAGAAGAGAAGCAGCCUGCCUGACUUGGUGGGACUGGUCCUGGAGAAUGCCAAGGCAGAGGCUGUAUACAGAGACAUGGAGGAGGAUAAUCAGGAUACAGGGGACAGUAAUGGGAUGAGUGCUGCUGUGGACAUGAGUACUAUGGUGAAGGAUAGAGAGACAGAGACACAAGGACACAUAGACACAGUCAGUGACAAGGAGAUGGAGCAGGGUUUGUUAUCAGAUGUACAGGAUAUGGACACAUGGCAUAGUAGUUUGAUUAAUUCUGUGGAGCCACAUCUGGUCAAGGACAGAGCGACAGAGACACAGGGACAUAGAGACACAGUCAGAGGCAAGGGGUUGGACAAGGGAUCGUCAUCAGAUGGGGAUGGGGCUGAUUUAGAGAGAGAGAGAGACACCGAUGGAACUCCAAACCUUCGAGCAUCAUCACUUUCAGAAUCAGGUCAGCGAGAACCCAGUAGUAGAAAGAAGCUGGACUUUUGCCUUACUACUCCAAGACCUACUUGUGAGGUUGGAGAAACUCAAAACACAAUUCAUCCCACAGACUGGGCAGCGGUGGUGGCACCGGUUGCCAAGGUUACCCAUGACAUCAUAUGUCCUCAGGUCGUUGAGAGUGUGCACCAGGCACUCUACAGCAGUCAACUACAACAGUGGAAUAAUCACACACAGAUGGCGACCAUUUUGUCAUCUGUUGUGUCCUGUGAGAAUGUCAGACCUGACCGGUCCUUCUCCACAUCAGACACACUACACAAACCCAGGGAGGAGAAGGGUUUAACUACCAAUAACUCAGCCAAGAGUUUAAAGGUCGUCUUAACUCCCAUUCCAAAGGCUGAGUCUGAGGGUGACUCCCGUUUGGGAGAAACUGGGACACUGGUGGAGUCAACGUUCGUGCCCAUAAAGCUCCCUAGUGGAAAGAGGUCCCCUUGUCUAAUCACUGUAACUGAUGUGGCUUGUAGUUUUAGUUCUGCAGACACACCGGAAAUGGUUCUCACUCCCAGUGGUGGUACCACUGAGGUGCCUACAGCAGCCCAGUGUUAUCCAGGUGUAUUGGAGAACAAGUGGUACCUGAGUCCUCUGAAACCACCACCAAUCCGGGUCCAAGGGGAGGCCUCCCACAGUCUUCAACAGGCCAACUCCUUUGAGCUAGAGGAGGUACAUAGUGCAGGGGAGGAAGACUUUGGACAGCAAGAAACCAUAAGGUCAACAUCUUUGUCACUGUCUACUGUCAAUCAAAACACAGGUCUGGUGGUUCGAGGGGACAGCAUGCAGUCAGACAGUAGUGGCUAUGCUGAUGAAGAUGUCAACUUUUCAGUCUACUCCCCUGACAGAGACAAGAGCUGACAGACCGAUAAGGGUUGAGUUCCUUUCUGACUCGAUGCGCAGGCAUUGCAUUGCAUCAACCAAUGGUCGCGUGCCAUGUCAUAGACUGUGCAGUUGGGCGUCAGAUUGCUAUAUCAUACGAUGUGGUUAGGUGAUAUGUUAAAAUACCUAUCAAGGCAUUGUAGUCAGGCAGGAACUUGACCAAGGCCCUCUGGGAACUUGAUUCAGGGAACUCUGAGUAUUCUUUAUAUGAGUCACACAGGAAACAUGUUCACCCACUGGAGGUAUAUUCAACAGAUACUGAUUGUUUGAUUAUGAAGUAUGAAGAGGUUUGACUCUCUGUUCAUGUUAGUGUUAAUGACUUUAUGAAUCAGGUGGCAUCAGUCGGUGCAUUCUGAAUGCUGACACUCCUAUGCAACACCAGUCCUUUGACUGAGUGCAGACAGAGUUGCAUAAUCUGACGGAAAGGAUUGCCCUGGAGGUAUAGUCCACACAUACUGUUUAACUGUGAAGAGAUUGUCCUAUCUCCAUGUAUAGUGUUACUGUUGAUGACAAUCAUUAAAUCGAUGUUACACCCGAUCCGUUUCACCUUUGUGCUUGUCUUAACCCCCCUCCAGGUGUCGCCCAUCUUCCUCAUUAUCCCCGGUGUAUUUAUACCUGUGUUCUCUGUCUGUAUCCAGUUUGUUUUGUUAUGUCAAGCCUACCAGCGUGUUUUCCCGUCUGUCUCUAGUUCCUGUUUUCUAGCUUUCCCGGUUUUUGACCAUUCUGCCUGCCUCGACCCAGCCUGUCGUUCUGUACCUUGUCACACCACCCUGGAUUACUGACCUCUGCCUGCCUGCUGUUCUGUACCUUUCGGACUUUGCUCUGGACUACUGACCUCUACAUGCCCUUGACCUGUCGUUUGCCUGCCUCUGUUAUUGUAAUAAACGUUUGUUACUUCGAAACUGUCUGCAUCUAGGUCUUCUCCUGAGCCUUGACAGAUGUACUGUACAUAAGAUACUACUGCUGUGCCUUUGUGAAAGUUGGUAUUUAUUUAUUGGAUGUUAAUAAAGAUAAUUUAAACACA